Trichosurus vulpecula (common brushtail) is the source of this 647-nucleotide messenger RNA. It is a transcript of the gene MORN5, whose product is annotated as MORN repeat containing 5. Bases 1 to 519 code for a protein of 172 amino acids. NCBI's taxonomy places the organism in Eukaryota, Metazoa, Chordata, Mammalia, Diprotodontia, Phalangeridae. The transcript is spliced from 5 exons. The record is from RefSeq and is a predicted model, not a curated record.
AUGCAGUACACCGGCAGCCAGUACUUUGGUGACUAUGUUCGUGGAAGGAUGGAGGGCAAGGCCUUGUACAUUCUCCCAACAGAAACAAAAUAUCAAGGAGAAAUGAAAGAUGGAAUGUUUCAUGGCAAAGGAACCUUGUACUUUCCUAAUGGGAGCCAAUAUGAUGCCACAUGGGAUAAAGGAAGAAUCGUAAAGGGGAAAUAUACCUUUGCUGAUGGCCUAAAGUACAAGGAAAAAAAAUGGCAUUACUGUGAUGGCUAUGACAGAAGAUUUUACACUGAAAUCUGUGAAGGCCUGAAGCCUGCAGGUAUUUCUCAGCUCACCAACAUAGAUCCACCUCGAAAAAUUCCUGCAGGUUGUUACGAUUGUGGAGAUGGUUUCUAUGACCCAGAAACAAGGGUGAUCAGAGACUACAAGAAGCGCUUCCUGAGAAAUGCAGAUGAUGAUGAACACGAAUGGAUCAUCCGGACCUGUCGGAAAGGCUGGGAUGAGUUUAUCGGCCAUAAGGCUAAGCUCUAAUCAGCCUUACUACUUCUGGGAUCAAUGGAUACAGUUCUUGAGGUUGACUAUCUUUUGAGUAGGAAAUAUUAACAGUUUCAUUGUUUGCCUGUUUUAAGUAGAAAUAAAGGCCUUUGGGGUUCACUGUA